AUGGGGCUGGUGAACCACACUGGGGUAACUCAUUUCAUCCUCCUAGGAAUUCCCAACACCGACGGCCUCCAGACCAUCCUCUUCUUCACCUUCUUAGCCUUCUACCUCUGCACCCUGCUGGGCAACCUGCUCAUCUUCUCAGCCAUCCUCGUUGACCCCCGCCUGCACACCCCCAUGUACUUCUUCCUCGGCAACCUCGCUGUGCUGGACAUUGGCAUCUCUUCUAUCAGCAUCCCCAAAUUGCUGGCCAAGGCCAAGAACAGAACCAUCUCUCUGGGCGGGUGCAUGUCUCAGGUCUUCUUCUUCCACUUGUUGGGCAGCACCGAGUGCCUGCUCUACACCGUCAUGGCCUACGACCGGUACGUGGCCAUCUGCCACCCACUGCGCUACCUGCUCAUCAUGAACCGCCGGGUGUGUGCCCUCCUGGCUGCUGGCAGCUGGAUCGCAAGCUUCUUCCACGCUGCCAUCCUUGCCACCCUGACCUUCACACUGCCCUACUGCGGGUCCAACGUGGUGGACUAUUUCUUCUGCGACAUCUUCCCUGUGGCCAAGCUGGCCUGUGCAGACACGUACGUCAUCGAGACUGUGACGUUCACCAACACGAGCGUGGUGCCCUUGAGCUGCUUCCUCCUCAUCCUUGCGUCCUACGUCCGCAUCUUCUACUCGGUUGUGAAGAUGAACUCGGCCGAAGGGCGGCGCAAAGCGGCCUCCACUUGUACCUCCCAUCUGACUGUGGUGACGCUGUUCUUUGGGCCCUGCGCCCUGGUCUACACCCAGCCCCAGCUGAAUAAUGUGCUGGUGACCCCUGUGCAGAUCUUUGGCAAUGUAGUGACACCGAUGCUGAACCCGGCCAUCUACACGCUGCGCAACAAGGAGGUGAAGGCGGCGCUGAGAAAACUGAGAGGGGUCAGGUGA
Molecule: messenger RNA, 915 nt
Organism: Pelodiscus sinensis (Chinese soft-shelled turtle)
Lineage: Eukaryota; Metazoa; Chordata; Testudines; Trionychidae
Product: putative olfactory receptor 10D4
Biological process (GO): G protein-coupled receptor signaling pathway
Cellular component (GO): membrane
Molecular function (GO): G protein-coupled receptor activity; olfactory receptor activity
Source: RefSeq, a predicted model, not a curated record